Molecule: messenger RNA, 1254 nt
Organism: Cyphellophora europaea CBS 101466
Lineage: Eukaryota; Fungi; Ascomycota; Eurotiomycetes; Chaetothyriales; Cyphellophoraceae
Exons: 1
Coding region: 1-1254 (417 amino acids)
Biological process (GO): steroid biosynthetic process
Molecular function (GO): 3-beta-hydroxy-Delta5-steroid dehydrogenase (NAD+) activity
Source: RefSeq, a predicted model, not a curated record
AUGUCCGACUCGAAGAACCUUGGUACUGUGCUGGUCGUUGGCGGCUGCGGCUUCCUCGGUGCCAACGUUGUGGACCAGCUCCUCAACUUUCCAUCAGAAGACAGUCACUCCGCCGCCGUCACAGCGAAUAACCCCACCUCGCUAGAACAUUACACCCCCGAGUCACUCGUUGUACACGCCGAUACCAUCUUUCCCUCACUUCGCGCUCGCUACCCUUCUUGGUCAAAGUCCAUGCAAGUCCAUGCCCUCGAUCUACGAUGCACACACAACCGCUAUGCAGGCUGUACGUAUCAUGAGGCGGAUAUCACAGAUUCAGCGGCACUCGCCAGGGUGCUGAAGACGGUGCAGCCGGAAGUCAUCAUCAACACCGCCUCGCCGGCCUGGAACGCACCCGAUCCCAUCCUGCGCAAGGUCAAUAUCGAGGGCACCAAGAUGCUCCUAAAAGCCGCGCAGGAUGCCGGCGUCAGAUGCUUCGUGCACACCAGUUCCAGCUCUGUGGUGCAUGACACACAGUCCGAUCUUCUCAAUGCCAACGAAAACUACCCCUACGCCUACCCCAACCCGAACGAAUACUACUCCGAAACGAAAGUGGUGGCAGAAAAGGCGGCUCUGGAGGCCAACGGCGAGGCUGGCAUGCUCACGUGCGCCGUACGGCCCGCGGGAAUCAUUGGCGAGGGCGACCGAGCUGGCUUUGCCUACGCCGUGACACACACAGGCAGCGCUGCACCGGAUUGGCAGCUCAACAUGCAGCUGGGCGACGGCGAGGGCUUGUUCGAUGUGACUUACGUAGGUAACGUGGCGCUUGGGCUGCUGUGCGCUGCCGAAGCGUUGGUAAAGACGUGGGAAAGGCGCAACACGGACGGCAAGACGGACGUGCUGGAUUUUGAGAGAGUGGACGGCGAGGCGUUCAAUGUGACGAACGAGGCUCCGGCGUAUUUCUGGGACUCAUCGCGGUACAUCUGGGCCAAAUAUGGAAGGAAUGUACGGGGCAGCGAGCAGGUGUGGGCACUGCCCAGGGAGUUGGCCGUCUUUGCGGGCUACGCGGCCGAGUGGGUGAAUUGGGCUCUGGGGCGACCUACGAGAUUCACGGCCAAGGCCGCAAGAUAUGCUUGCAUGAGCCGAUAUUACAGCUGUGAGAAGCUAAAGCGCCGGACGGGCUAUCGACCUGUUGUGGGUGUGGACGAGGGCUUGGAGAGGACGGUCAAGUGGUUCAAGGAGGUCGUCGAGGGAAGCGAAAAGAAGAAGGAAAAUUGA